Messenger RNA from Dictyostelium discoideum AX4, 984 nucleotides. RefSeq names its product methionine adenosyltransferase regulatory beta subunit. The record is from RefSeq and is a predicted model, not a curated record. The coding region runs from base 1 to 984 and encodes 327 amino acids. The transcript has 2 exons. Lineage: Eukaryota; Evosea; Eumycetozoa; Dictyosteliales; Dictyosteliaceae. Gene Ontology annotation, biological process: S-adenosylmethionine biosynthetic process.
AUGUCAAAUGCUGCAUUACCAAAAACCAAAGUUCUAAUUACUGGUGCAACUGGAUUAUUAGGAAGAGCAUUAAUGAAAGUAUUUACACAACCACCAUUAGAACAUAUAAAAUUAGUUGGAUUAGGAUGGAGUAGAUAUGAAAAAUAUGUAAAUCAAUUUCCAAAUGAAUUAAGAAAAUUAGAUAUUACCAAUGAUUCUGAAUUGAGUGAAUUUGUUAAUGAUUUCAAACCAAACGUUAUCAUUCAUGCAGCAGCUGAAAGAAGACCAGAUCAAUGUGAAGGUGAUAAAGAGAAAACUCAAAAACUAAAUGUUGGUACCACUGAAAAAUUGAUUGAAUUAUCUAAAUCUGUUAAUGCAACUCUAUUUUACAUUAGUUCAGAUUAUGUUUUCGAUGGUGAAAACCCACCAUAUGAUAUUGAUGCCAAAACCAACCCAUUAUCAUUUUAUGGUAAAACCAAAGAAGAAUCUGAGCAAUUAAUUAUCAAAGCAUCCAAAGAAUCUGAUUCAUUCAAGUAUAUCAUACUUAGAGUACCAGUAUUGUAUGGUUAUGUUGAAAAUUUAAAAGAAUGUGCAGUUACAGCAGUCGCAGAACAAGUUAUCAAAGCAAGAGAUGCAAAUCAACCAAUCGAAAUUGAUAAUUGGCAAAUUAGAUAUCCAACUUGUGUUGAAGAUGUUGCACGUGUUUGCUAUGAAUUAAUGAUUUCAAAACAAUACAAUAGUAUUUAUCAUUUUUCAGGUCAACAAAUGAAAACCAAAUAUGAUAUGGCAAUCGAUAUGGCAAAUGUAUUGGGAAUCACUAAUCCACAAUCAAUCAUCAAACCUAUCAAUGAAAAAUUACCUGGUGCACCACGUCCCCAUAAUGCAUGUUUAAAUAUAUUUCAUACUGUUGAUACAAUUAAAAAGAAUUUAAAUAAUCCAACAAUUCAUUUAUCAAUUUUUGAAGUUCAAUUACCUUUAAUUUUUAAAGAUUUAAAAUUAAUUUAA